CAAUUUCGGUUGUUGCUUUAGUUUUGGUUUACUUCACAAUCAGCUGCUUCAUUUUCAGACGGUUCUGAAUUUUUCAACGGUUCUUUUUUCUUUUUCCCCUCAAAUUUACCGCGAAGAACACAGCAUAUAGUGAAUACAUAUCCUAAACCAAUACGAUUUUCUGUAUUAGUAGAGUUCUAAAAUUACAGAGUUCUAAAAUUACAGAGUUCGUAAUUGUAUUCCAUACAGAAGUCGUAGAGGUUCUCGUCCUUUCUGAAAUAGAAAAGAAAGGAUCUACUGUCUGUUAUUUUCUCUAUAAAAUACCACCUCUUGCUCUCAACUUUCUCACACACCUUUCUAAAGCUCUCCCUCGGAAUUCCAAACCCCUUUCAACUUGAGAUUAUUCCAUCUUUACUCAUGCAGAUCUUUGUGAAAACCCUAACCGGCAAGACCAUCACCCUUGAGGUGGAGAGCUCUGACACCAUCGACAACGUCAAAGCCAAGAUCCAGGACAAGGAGGGCAUCCCUCCAGAUCAACAGAGGCUCAUCUUCGCCGGCAAACAACUUGAGGACGGCCGGACCCUCGCUGACUACAAUAUCCAGAAGGAGGCGACUCUCCAUCUCGUGCUCAGGCUUCGCGGUGGCAUGCAGAUUUUUGUGAAGACUUUGACUGGCAAGACCAUCACUCUGGAGGUGGAGAGCUCCGAUACCAUUGACAAUGUCAAAGCUAAGAUUCAGGAUAAGGAGGGUAUCCCGCCGGAUCAGCAAAGGCUGAUCUUUGCAGGAAAGCAAUUGGAGGAUGGUCGUACAUUGGCCGAUUAUAAUAUCCAGAAAGAGUCUACCCUGCACCUUGUUCUUCGUCUCCGCGGUGGUGCUGAUUUCUGAGGAGUUUGGUUGUUCUAUAGUACUUAUGCCAUUCAGGAAGUUCUGUUAGGCCGUUUAAUAUUCUUUCUCUGAUUACCAAGACUCUGCUUAGUUUCCAUUUACUUAUUGUUUUAUUUUAAUUUCCAGGUUUGUUUUGAAUGAUGCAAAAUAUAUUAUCUCUA
Messenger RNA from Rosa chinensis, 1025 nucleotides. RefSeq names its product polyubiquitin. Gene Ontology annotation, biological process: protein ubiquitination; modification-dependent protein catabolic process. The transcript has a single exon. NCBI's taxonomy places the organism in Eukaryota, Viridiplantae, Streptophyta, Magnoliopsida, Rosales, Rosaceae. The record is from RefSeq and is a predicted model, not a curated record. The coding region runs from base 397 to 864 and encodes 155 amino acids. Gene Ontology annotation, molecular function: protein tag activity; ubiquitin protein ligase binding. Gene Ontology annotation, cellular component: cytoplasm; nucleus.